This is a messenger RNA of Telopea speciosissima, 3670 nucleotides long. RefSeq names its product ATP-dependent DNA helicase SRS2-like protein At4g25120. The transcript has 29 exons. Lineage: Eukaryota; Viridiplantae; Streptophyta; Magnoliopsida; Proteales; Proteaceae. Gene Ontology annotation, cellular component: nucleus. The record is from RefSeq and is a predicted model, not a curated record. Gene Ontology annotation, molecular function: 3'-5' DNA helicase activity; hydrolase activity; DNA binding. The coding region runs from base 5 to 3448 and encodes 1147 amino acids. Gene Ontology annotation, biological process: recombinational repair.
AAGAAUGAACAAGGAGAAUGUCUUGCGCACAACCAGUGCGGGUUUCGAAGAAAUUACGCCGGAACAGAGGGCAAGAAUAUCGCAGAAGUUCAGAGCUGCAAAGGCACUUCUUGCUCGUAAGAGGCCUCGUGAUGCCACAACCUCUCCCGCUCAACGUUCUCUCAAAAAUGAAGGGAUGUAUCUUAGGAGGGACCCACCGGCUCUGGCUUCUGGGAACCAAACAAUUCCACUUGCAAUGAUAGAUAUAAACACUCCUUCUCCAAUUCCUAUUAAAGGGUCAAGAAUAAGGGAUGCCAAGUGUAUUAGAUCAUGCCCAGAAAGGUUAUCCAUCAAGAACACUGACAGUCAUUCGCAAAAUGGUGGUGCAAGGAUGGGGGAGGCUCUGACGGAUAAUGGAUUGGUGGCGACAUCUAUCAUUGCACCAGGGCAGCAAUCAGAAUGCUCUAGUUUAACUGAUACUUUUUCUUCUCCUAGUGUAUUUGUUGAAGAAUUUGAGGAUUCUGUUCUGAAAGAAAUUGAUGCCUUAUGCGAGCAGAAAUCAGCAACAAAGACAGAAAGUAUCAAUUUUACGGUUGACAGUCAGUCGAAUCAGAACAGUAUUGGCAAUCAGUCUGAUAAGGAGUCUAUUACAGCUCAGUCGCUUGAGGAAAUUGGUUGCAUAUUGAGCUUAAGGGAUGAGCCAGAGAAAGGGUCCGAUGGGUCAGGUAAUUCUCAUGCCAUGGAGACUGGGAGUCUGCCAGAAGCUUAUUCUGAAUAUUUGCAGUCUCUGAAUGACAAACAGCGGGAGGCAGCUUGCAGUGAUGUUUCAGUCCCUCUAAUGAUUGUUGCAGGCCCAGGAAGUGGAAAGACAUCAACAAUGGUUGGGCGUGUUUUGAUGCUGCUUUGCAAGGGCAUUGAUCAAUCCCAUAUUCUGGCCAUGACCUUCACAAUAGCUGCUGCCUCUGAGAUGAGAAAUCGGAUUGGUUUGGUGGCAGGGAAAUCAGUAGCAAAGGAACUUACAAUCAGUACUUUCCACUCAUUUUGCUUGCAACUUUGCUGUUCACAUGCUGAGAAGUUGGGCCGCACAUCGGAGUUCCUGAUUUAUGGGCAUGGGCAACAAAGGCGAGCAAUCAUUGAGGCUGUACGUUUAUUGGAAAAUGAAAGAAAGAAUGAACAAAACCUUCCUUGUGAACCUGAUGAGGGCUUUUGUGAUUUAAAAUAUUGCAAAGAUAAGUCAAAAAAGUGGCAGAAGUUUGUAACUCGGGCUAAGGCUUCUGGAAAGACUCCUGCCGAAUGCCGAAAAAUGGGUGACGAGAUAGGAGCUACAAUUCUUCGGAACUAUAAUGAAAUUUUGAGAUCGUGUAAUGCUCUGGAUUACCAUGAUCUAAUCAGUUGUUCUGUUGAGCUUCUCACUGGUUUUCCUGAAGUGUACGACGAGUUGCAGAAGUCAUGGAAAGCCAUUGUAAUUGAUGAAUUUCAGGAUACAAGUGCCAUGCAAUAUAGUCUUUUGAGGAUUCUUGCGUCUCAUAACCAUAUCACAAUUGUUGGUGAUGAAGAUCAGUCCAUUUUCAGUUUCAACGGGGCUGAUGUUUCUGGCUUUGAUUCAUUCCGUAAAGAUUUCCCAGACCACAAAGAGGUUAGAUUAACAAAAAACUAUCGCUCUACACGGUAUAUUGUGGAGGCUGCAUCAUCUCUUAUCCGUUAUAACAAAAAACGGUGCAAGUUAAAGCAAGUUUUCACUGAUAACUCUUCGGGUAAUAAGAUUAUUGUCAAAGAAUGCCACAAUGAGGAUGCACAGUGUGCAUUUGUUGUUGAUAAAAUUUUAGAAGCCACUUCUGAUGUUUCGGAUGCUAAGUGCUCUUUUGGCAGUAUAGCAAUUCUUUAUCGGAGGCAGGUUUCUGGGAAAUUAUUCCAAACAGCUUUCCGCUAUAGGAAAAUACCCUUUAACGUUCAUGGUGUGGCCUUCUACAGGAAAAAGGUAAUCAAAGCCAUUAUGGCUAUGCUUCGAACAACACUGCCUGGUUGUGAUGAUGGCCCAUUUCGUCAAGUGUUCAAGGCGUUAUUACCCUGUGACAAAGAAGAAAAGAAGAGGGUAAUUAAUUACGUUGAAAAAAUAUGCACUACUAGGAAAUGCAGCUUUAUAUCAGCUGCCUGCGAUAUCUUUGCUGCCAAGAUCUCUGGUACCUUCAAGAGGAGUCAACUUUGCCAAGGACGUAAGGUUUUGUCUACACUAGAAAUGAUAUCAAAACUCGUUCACAGGGAACAAUCAAUUUCAGUUGUCAUAACUUCAGUGGCGAACAUGUUGCCUCAGAAGUACCUUCUUGAGCAACGUGCUGUUGUAGAUGUCGAUGGCGGGAAACUAUUGAAUGAAGACAAUGACCUCAGAUCUGUCCUUCAGUAUUUAUUGGAUGAUGUCUCUGAUUUCUGGUCAACACAUUUUAGUAAUGAAGGAGAAAGUGACAGUAAAGAAGAAGAAAAAGGCUGCAUUUAUGUACUUAAGGCUUUUAAUGAUUAUAUAUCUGCCAGAGAGAGUGAAAAUUUUAGGUCCAGGAGACACAACAAUGAAAAUUCUGUCACAUUGACUACAAUUCAUCAGUCAAAAGGAUUGGAAUGGGACACUGUUUUUGUAGUCAAGGCAAAUGAAACUGAGAUUCCUUUGUUGCAUGAGUUUAAUGGUGUUGUUAACGAAAAUGAGACCUCUCUUGAGGAGGAACGACGUUUGUUGUAUGUGGCAAUGACUCGUGCUCGGAAGAAACUCUACAUUUUAUAUGUUAUUAUGAAUUCAAAUUGGCAGUUGCUUCAACCCUCACGUUUUCUUAAAGAAAUUCCAGAACAUCUCCGGGAGGUCCAGGGUGAGUUGUCUAUGAAGAUACAAAAUAUGCCUGGGAAGCAUUCUGAAGUGACUGCUCAGUUAGCCAUUGCAGAACCAGGAUGCGAACAAUCCGCUAGAACGGAUUUGGUACAAGCUGAUUCUGGUAAUGUUCAAUUUGAUGAGGUUUCAGAAUCAGAACUGGUUGUAGCAUCUGAUGGGAAUAACUUUCUAAGAAGGUUCAGUGUAGAGGACCGAUCAAUUGUCUCCCGUUUAUUCCAUCAAUGGGCAACUAAGAAAGCAUUUCAAGACCCAAAGCGGUUGCUAGACAAGGUUGGAUUUGUAAUUGAUGAACGGCUAAGAAUCAAAACAUGCAAAAGCAAGGAUGUUUUGCGUGCACUGAAGUCUUGUUUGAGGAGUGAUGAAGCAUUUCAAUACGCUGGAUAUGUUUUGAGAUGGGAACAAAUCCCAGCUGAUCAGCGUGCUCAUCUGUUGAGGGAGAAGCAGGAACAUUUCCAGAAGCUGAGGAUUGAGAAUGCAAUGGGUUCAUCAGCAGCUACACCCAAACAGAUUUCUUAUCUUCAGAACCUGGGUUGCACUGUAGUCCCUACUUCCCGUCUCCAUGCCUCUCGCUUGAUUGAGCAGUACAAGUCCCUGUGAUGAGAGUUGGCCUUUAGGAUUUAGAUUUGUAAACCCAGUUUGUAAAUGUACCUUAUAAUGCCAAGAUGAUGUGGAACUAUGAAAGGAAGGUGUCUUAUUAUUAUCUCUUUUCUCAUAUAGAGUUAAUAGUAUUUAUUAGGAAUGAGAGCCAGUUUUCAUUGUAACUAAAGUGGAUUCCCUUUAAGGGUAUAUUUUAAAGAGAAUUUUCUUUAAAAUAGGUGA